Molecule: messenger RNA, 6662 nt
Organism: Rhinolophus ferrumequinum (greater horseshoe bat)
Lineage: Eukaryota; Metazoa; Chordata; Mammalia; Chiroptera; Rhinolophidae
Gene: RPTOR
Product: regulatory associated protein of MTOR complex 1
Exons: 35
Coding region: 779-4834 (1351 amino acids)
Biological process (GO): regulation of autophagy; cellular response to starvation; cellular response to amino acid stimulus
Cellular component (GO): TORC1 complex; cytoplasm
Molecular function (GO): protein-macromolecule adaptor activity; protein binding
Source: RefSeq, a predicted model, not a curated record
AUGCUGGGUCUUAGCAAUAUGGCGUCCUCCUUGAUGUGCUGAUGAGAGGAGUUUCACUGUAGCUUCAAACCAGAGGGCAAAACUCCCCAAACCCAAUAAUCCCACAUUACCUGUUUUCUCCGCGGCGCCGUGUCGCCCGUUUCUCAGGACUCGUUCUCAGGCAGGAGAGAGCCACGGGGCCGAAGGUCAGGACCGGCCAGGCCGCGCGGACCCGGGGCUGAGGAACCGGCUGCGGACGAGCACGAUGGGCCGGUCCCGGCUCUGGUUGCAGCAGCUGCGGCGAGUGCGGGACCCGCAGGGCUGAAAGUGGCAGGAGGAGACCCGGGGCGCUCCGAACCCCUUCCCUUCGGCCGGAGACGUCAGCCCAGUCGGCGAACCGGCGUCAGGAGCGGGCGGCCUGCCUGUCCUCGGGUCGGCCGAGGCGUUGGAGGCCGAGCGCAGGGUCAUCGUGCGGCCUGAAGCCCCGCACGCCUCUGACAGCUCCGCUCGCAGCCCCCCGGGAGCAGACAGCCUCAGAAGCAGCCGUGUGCGUCUGUGCAGAGCCCCCUGCGCUGCCCCAUCUCCCCGGCCCUUCCUCCCCCUCCGGCUUCCCUCGGAGAGAAAGGAUUUCAGCAGACUUUUUGCCAGAGCGAGGGUCUCCGCACGCUCUCCAUUUGUUUCGUUUCUGACUCCCCCCGUAUCUGUUUUGUAGUUGACCAGUUCUGGUGCCCACUAGCUUUUAAGGCUGGAGGUUCUCGAGCGCUUGCUGCCAAGGACCCCCCCACCCCCACCCCCCCUGAUGGAGUCCGAAAUGCUGCAGUCGCCCCUUCUGGGGCUUGGGGAGGAAGAUGAGGCCGACCUGACAGACUGGAACCUGCCUUUGGCUUUUAUGAAAAAGAGGCACUGCGAGAAAAUCGAAGGCUCCAAGUCCUUAGCGCAGAGCUGGAGGAUGAAGGAUCGGAUGAAAACCGUCAGUGUGGCCUUGGUUUUGUGCCUGAAUGUCGGUGUGGACCCUCCAGACGUGGUGAAGACCACCCCCUGUGCGCGCUUAGAGUGCUGGAUCGAUCCUUUGUCCAUGGGUCCUCAGAAAGCUCUGGAAACCAUUGGUGCAAAUUUACAGAAGCAGUACGAGAACUGGCAGCCAAGGGCCCGGUACAAGCAGAGCCUCGAUCCCACCGUGGAUGAAGUGAAGAAGCUUUGCACGUCUUUACGUCGGAAUGCCAAGGAGGAGCGGGUCCUCUUCCACUACAACGGCCACGGGGUGCCCCGGCCCACAGUGAACGGCGAGAUCUGGGUCUUCAACAAGAACUACACUCAGUACAUCCCUCUGUCCAUCUAUGACCUCCAGACGUGGAUGGGCAGCCCGUCCAUAUUUGUCUACGACUGCUCCAACGCUGGCCUCAUCGUCAAGUCCUUCAAGCAGUUUGCCCUGCAGCGGGAGCAGGAGCUGGAGGUCGCUGCCAUUAACCCGAACCACCCGCUGGCGCAGAUGCCUCUGCCGCCGUCCAUGAAGAACUGCAUCCAGCUGGCGGCCUGCGAGGCCCACGAGCUGCUGCCCAUGAUCCCUGACCUCCCGGCUGACCUGUUCACCUCCUGCCUCACCACCCCCAUCAAAAUCGCCCUGCGCUGGUUUUGCAUGCAGAAAUGCGUAAGUCUGGUGCCUGGAGUCACACUGGAUUUGAUAGAAAAGAUCCCCGGCCGGCUGAAUGACAGGAGGACCCCUCUGGGCGAGCUGAACUGGAUCUUCACGGCCAUCACCGACACCAUCGCGUGGAACGUGCUCCCUCGGGACCUGUUCCAGAAGCUCUUCAGGCAGGACCUGCUGGUGGCGAGUCUGUUUCGCAAUUUCCUCCUGGCGGAAAGGGUCAUGAGGUCCUGCAACUGCACCCCGGUCAGCAGCCCGCGCCUGCCGCCCACCUACAUGCACGCCAUGUGGCAAGCCUGGGACCUCGCCGUGGACAUCUGCCUCUCGCAGCUGCCCACGAUCAUCGAGGAAGGCACUGCAUUUCGGCACAGCCCGUUCUUUGCCGAGCAGCUGACCGCAUUCCAGGUGUGGCUCACGAUGGGCGUGGAGAACAGGAGCCCACCUGAGCAACUUCCCAUCGUGCUACAGGUGCUGUUGAGCCAGGUGCACCGGCUGCGAGCACUCGACUUGCUCGGGAGGUUCCUGGACCUGGGCCCCUGGGCGGUGAGCCUGGCCUUGUCCGUGGGCAUCUUCCCCUACGUGCUGAAACUGCUCCAGAGCUCGGCCCGGGAGCUGCGGCCCCUGCUCGUCUUCAUCUGGGCCAAGAUCCUCGCCGUGGACAGUUCGUGCCAAGCUGACCUGGUGAAGGACAACGGCCACAAGUACUUCCUGUCGGUCUUGGCAGACCCUUACAUGCCAGCUGAGCAUAGGACCAUGACGGCUUUCAUCCUCGCUGUGAUUGUCAACAACUACAACACCGGGCAGGAAGCCUGCCUCCAGGGAAACUUGAUUGCCAUCUGCCUGGAGCAGCUCAGCGACCCCCACCCCUUGCUGCGCCAGUGGGUGGCCAUCUGCUUAGGGCGCAUCUGGCAGAACUUCGACUCGGCCCGGUGGUGUGGUGUGCGGGACAGUGCCCACGAGAAACUCUGCAGCCUCCUCUCAGACCCCAUUCCUGAGGUGCGCUGUGCGGCCGUCUUCGCGCUUGGCACAUUUGUGGGCAACUCAGCAGAGAGGACCGAUCACUCCACCACCAUCGAUCACAAUGUGGCCAUGAUGCUGGCCCAGCUGAUCAACGACGGGAGCCCCGUGGUCCGGAAGGAGCUGGUGGUGGCUCUGAGUCAUCUCGUGGUUCAGUAUGAAAGCAACUUCUGCACUGUGGCCUUGCAGUUCAUGGAGGAGGAGAAGAACUACCCCUUGCCUUCCCCGGCGACCACAGAGGGGGGCAGUUUGACCCCCGUGCGGGACAGCCCCUGCACCCCCCGGCUUCGUUCUGUGAGCUCCUACGGGAACAUUCGCGCUGUCACCACAGCCAGAAGCUUGAACAAGUCUUUGCAGAACCUGAGCUUGACAGAAGAAUCCGGCAGCGCGGUGGCGUUCUCCCCCGGGAACCUCAGCACCAGCAGCAGUGCCAGCAGCACCCUGGGCAGCCCCGAGAACGAGGAGUACAUCCUGUCCUUCGAGACUAUCGACAAGAUGCGCCGUGUCAGCUCCUACUCGGCCCUCAACUCCCUCAUCGGCGUUUCUUUUAAUAGCGUGUACACGCAGAUGUGGAGAGUCCUGCUGCACCUGGCCGCAGACCCCUACCCCGACGUUUCCGACUUGGCCAUGAAAGUCCUCAAUGGCAUCGCCUACAAGGCCACCAUGAACGCCCGGCCUCAGCGCAUCCUCACCACGUCCUCUCUGACCCAGUCGGCGCCCGCCAGCCCCACCAACAAGGGCAUUCACAUCCAGCAGGCGGGAGGCUCCCCGCCGACGUCUAGCGCAAGCAGCUCCAGCCUGACCAACGACGUGGCCAAGCAGCCGGUCAGCCGAGACCUGCCUCAAGGCCGGCCAGGCACCACUGGCCCCGUGGGGGUGCAGUACACGCCCCACUCCCACCAGUUCCCCCGGACGCGGAAGAUGUUUGACAAAGGCCCGGACCAGACCACCGAUGACCCGGAUGAUGCGGCUGGACAUAAGAGCUUCAUCUCGGCCACGACGCAGACCGGCUUCUGCGACUGGAGCGUCCGGUACUUUGCCCAGCCCGUCAUGAAGAUCCCAGAAGAACACGACCUGGAGAGUCAAAUCCGCAAGGAGCGCGAGUGGAGGUUUCUGCGCAACGCCCGUGUCAGGAAGCAGGCACAGCAACUCAUCCAGAAAGGCAUCACCAGACUGGACGACCAGAUAUUUCUGAACAGGAACCCCGGCGUCCCUUCCGUAGUCAAGUUUCACCCCUUUACACCGUGUGUGGCCGUCGCCGAUAAGGACAGCAUCUGUUUCUGGGACUGGGAGAAAGGGGAGAAGCUGGAUUACUUCCACAACGGGAACCCUCGGUACACAAGGGUCACGGCCAUGGAGUAUCUGAACGGUCAGGACUGCUCACUGCUGCUCACGGCCACAGAUGAUGGCGCCAUCAGGGUCUGGAAGAAUUUCGCCGAUUUGGAAAAGAAUCCAGAAAUGGUGACCGCUUGGCAGGGGCUCUCAGACAUGCUGCCAACAACCCGAGGUCUGGCGCGAAAGGUCUCCAUCUAUCUUGACCAGAGUAAGCAGGGAGGAGCUGGGAUGGUGGUGGACUGGGAGCAGGAGACUGGGCUCCUCAUGAGCUCCGGGGAUGUGCGGAUCGUCCGCGUCUGGGACACGGACCGCGAGAUGAAGGUGCAGGACAUCCCCACGGGUGCUGACAGCUGUGUGACAAGCCUGUCCUGUGACUCCCACCGCUCCCUCAUCGUGGCUGGCCUUGGUGACGGCUCCGUCCGCGUCUACGACAGGAGGAUGGCAGUCAGUGAAUGCCGUGUCAUGACCUACCGGGAGCACACGGCCUGGGUGGUGAAGGCCUGCCUGCAGAAGCGCCCUGAGGGCCACAUCGUGAGCGUGAGCGUCAAUGGAGAUGUUCGCUUCUUCGAUCCACGGAUGCCCGAGUCUGUGAAUGUCAUCCAGAUCGUGAAGGGGCUCACGGCCCUUGACAUCCACCCCCUGGCCAGCCUGAUCGCAUGCGGCUCCAUGAAUCAGUUCACCGCCAUCUACAGCGGGACCGGCGACCUCAUCAACAACAUCAAGUACUACGACGGCUUCAUGGGCCAGCGGGUCGGCGCCAUCAGCUGCCUGGCCUUCCAUCCACACUGGCCUCACCUGGCCGUGGGCAGCAACGACCACUACGUGUCCGUGUACUCGGUGGAGAAGCGCGUCAGGUAGCGGCGCCCAUCCCACCCGGCGGCCGUGUACAUAGUGGACCCGCCGCUGCCGCCACGCUGGACCUGACCUGGCUGCUGAUGCUCGAGCAGGGCCCUGCGUUGUCUGUCUGUCUGUCCACCUUCGCUGUCACACCCAGGAGCCCAGGGAAGGGGGCUCUGGCGGUCUUGUGCUGUGAUGGUCCCUUCUCUGCUGAGACGCAGCUUCUAGGCCGAGGACGCAGUCACCGUCUGACCCGUAGCUUUCCUGUCCUCUUUUUCUUCUGAGAUGGUAAAGGGGGAAACACUCGUUCUAUUUUCCAAAUGAUCCAAGCACUAGCUCCACAAAAGCUCCGAGAAGGAAGGCGGCUUCCCCAGGGCUCAGCCACCUGGCAGGUCCCCGGGCUGCCACCGCCCGGCCAUGAGCCAAUAAGGGGCUGUGUCCUCUGGCCUGUGCACUCCUGGGGAUGGUUCCAGGCAGACUGGGAGAGGCUGGGAUGCCCGACCGGGUGCGGAGGAGAUAGAGGAACCAGCACUCAGGCCCCUGCCAGCCAGCAGAGCCACACACGCAGCCGCCUUCCAGCUCAGGAACGACCUUGGCUCCAAGCUUGGGCCUCCCCACAGAGCCAGGAGCAGGAGGGGCGUGUGGCUUAGACCGUGAGACGGUCUUUGGCGCUGCAGCCACUGCCUGAGGCCACAGGGCAGGCGUCUGGAAGUGCCGCUUUUCCCGGCAGGCAUGUGCUGCCCGUCUGUGCCUGCACACGGCUGCACAUGCAUCGCAUACACACGCACGUGUGGAGGCCCAGCCGGAGCCGAGUGUCUGGUGAGACGGUGUCCCGUCCCCUCACACUGGGGCGGCGGGUGACGCAGAAGAGUUCCUCGGCAAGCUCCACAUGUGCAGACAUGCUUGUCUGCGUGUCAAGUGCACGGCCGGGAAUCCCGGGAAGGACCACGGAGGGUGCUGAGCGGUUGCAGACAAACAGCGCUUGGAAAACAAAACAACCAUGAUGAUGAUAUUUGAACAGCAUUUUUGCCAUUUUCCUUGGGAAUCAGGAUUAUUCAGAGGUAGAGGAGUGAGGUACCUUAACCAACUCUGCCAAUAAGGUCAUUAACAGUGAGAAUGUGAUUAAGAGCUGUGCCGAACGUCCACGUCCCCAUGUGGCAGGCGGUGGCUCUGCCUCAGCCUAAGGCCUUCGGGUAGGUGGCACCCAGCCGGGCUGCCCUGGCCGGAGUCUGUGCGGGGCAGGCCCGGGCAGGCACAGGGGGCACCCCUCUGCCCGUGGGACCUGCGUGCUCCUUCCCGGAGAGGGUUCUGGGAGCCAGUUCCCACCCGGCUCUGACUGCUUCCCCGUGUUCUGGGUGAAAGCCCCGUGGGGCCUGGAAGUCCCGCCCCCACACAGCGCCCGUCAGCUCUGAGGCGCUCCAGGCAGUGACCCCAGAAUCUUCCGGAAGCUGAGCUCCACCAGACAGAGUGUCUGGCUCACAGAGCGAUUGCACUGCAUAUUCUAGGCUCACAGGCGGUUCUGUUUGUCUUGAGACAAAACCAUCACCUGGCCCAGCGCAGUGGCUCCAGAGGAAGCGUGAGACCUCGCCUGGCCAGCCCCCGCCAUGGUGUCCAUGGGUGCCCGCCAUGGGGCUGUGUGUCCACAGGUCUGAUGCGAAAAUUCAAUCAUGAAGUUCACCAAGGCUCGAGAGCCUGCCCUAAAGGUUCACUUAUCUCUAUUUAUUUUACCAAAAUGAGAAUUGAAAAGACAUUGACAAAACAUGGGAUUGUAAUGUGAGCAUAAGAGCAGUGACAGACAAUAAACUGUUAAUAAAAAUAAGUGCAGAGGUGACUGGCCAGCAGCUUUCUC